This is a messenger RNA of Pocillopora damicornis (cauliflower coral), 1522 nucleotides long. RefSeq lists its product as uncharacterized. Gene Ontology annotation, molecular function: nucleotide binding; oxidoreductase activity. The record is from RefSeq and is a predicted model, not a curated record. Gene Ontology annotation, biological process: NADPH regeneration. Gene Ontology annotation, cellular component: cytoplasm. Lineage: Eukaryota; Metazoa; Cnidaria; Anthozoa; Scleractinia; Pocilloporidae.
GAAUGCGUGACAAACCUACGGAGCGCUGAGCCAUUUCAUGCCAUCUCAUAUCUCCCCUUCUUUUUUCACGACCUGAACUAUUAGGUCAUUUAGAAAUCGCUCAAGGUUUUUUUAAGUCGUUUUAGCUCAUUCCUUGUUUUAGUAACUACCCGAAAAUAACGCUACCAUGAUGCAACGCAAUCAUGCGGCGCUAAAGUGCAGUGCUUCUUGCGCAACGAUCUACACGUACAAUUUCUGAUGUGUUGAGAGAAAGGAUCGAAUGACUCGCGCCGGAAACCGUCCAGCUAUGAAAUAAUCAUAAAGAGAAUCCGUAAAUAUUGCAACGUUUUGUCUCUGAACAGUUUGGUAAGACAUAUCUUCACGUUGCCUUGGUGGGGGAACGUCUGCUGUUUCCGUUUUCGGUUUCUGUCGACACUGAAGCUAAGGGAACGUUUACUGAUUACGUUUUCGGUUUCUGUCGACACUGAAACUAAGUUGAAUACUAUGAGUCACGGUUCCCGUAUCGGUUUUGUGGUGUUUGGUUUGGGUCGAGCAGGUAUCAUCCAUUCCACGAACCUCAUACGAAACCCACAGGCAACCCUGAAAUGGAUCGUAGAUAUUGACGAAGACAAGGCCAAGAAGUUCGUGAAAGAAAAUUUCACGGAUACACAAGUUAUUGCCCCAUCCGACAUGGAAAGAGCGUUACUUGACCCAACCGUGCAGGCUGCAGUGGUAGCCACUCCAACUGACAUGCACGAGGAUAUUGUGAUGCGAUGUUUACGAGCGGGAAAAGCUGUCUUCUGUGAGAAACCAGUUGCUCCUACCUUAGAGGCUAUAGAGAAUUGUUACAAAGAAGCCGACAGCCAACACCUUCCAUUACUGUGCGCUUUCAACAGACGAUUCGAUCCAACAGUUCGGUCUGUGUUCGACAGAGUUCGAAAAGACGACAUUGGCAACAUUCAGGUCGUUAAGACAACCAGUCGGGACUCUCCCCUGCCAUCAGAAGGUUUUCUAAGGAUUUCCGGGGGAAUCUUCCAUGACUGCUGCGUUCAUGACGUAGACGUCAUAUGCUGGAUGCUGGGUGAAGCUCCUCAUACAGUCUUCUGUCUCGCCCAUGCCUUCCAUGCGUACAUCGGAGCCAUGAAUGAUGUAGAUACAAUUGGAGUGGUCAUGAAAUUUCCAAGUGGCGCCAUCGGUCAGAUAGAUCUGUCACGCCAUGCUGUUUAUGGCUAUGAUCAACGUGUUGAAGUGUUUGGAUCUGGUGGAAUGCUCACCAGCGACAAUCAAAGCAGUCUCUGUGCCACCUAUUUUCACGCCAGUGGGAGCACACAGAAUCCCAUCAAAUUUUCCUUUCCACAACGAUAUUCCGAAGCUUAUGAGUUAGAAAUGAAUCACUUUAUCGACGUUAUCAAACGCAAAGAUGACUUGCUCAUCUCCAAAGAUGAUGUGCUACGUUCAUUCACCGUCGUGGAAGCUAUUGAGAAGUCUUUCCAGACCGGACAACCAGUCAGUUUAUGAAAAGAGAUGAUUGAUAAGAAAUGAA